UCCGUGUUCUGAUUUCUUCUCUGCUCCUUCUUACCACUUCCUAAAACAAAAAUAAUCCCACCCUCUCCUUCUUGAGGGGAAUAAUUAUAACAAUAGUUCUGUUUUUGUUUAUAUAUACAUUUUGAAUUUAUCCAGUUUCAUUUGGUUAUUAUUAUUAUUUAUAUGAACAACAAUAAAUAAUUCAAAAAAAUGAUGUUUAGCAAGGUCAUUUAUGAGGAUCAACCGGAGCUAGAGGACGACGGCACGAAGGAGAAGCCAUACGGAAAGAUGAAAUUCGUUGCGGUUAUUAAGGCAGAGAUUUUCAAGAGCUUGGUGAACGGAGGGGUGUUGAAGGCUGAGAAAUUCAAGAGUUUGUUGCAUGAUGGAUAUAAUGGUAGUGAGAAACUCAGGUUCCUCCUUAUGGUUGCAAGAAAGAAAUCUUCAUGGAAGGUUUGGGUGCUUAGAAUUGCGUAUUUGGUUCUUCUUUGGACCAUCUUGGUGCAAUUCAAGGACAUCAUUGGAGACAUGGUUACACCUACGUCCUUUAAGACUCGCUCCUCACUCACCACCGUCGCCUCGCUCUCCCCACAAAGGACUUAUGAGAAUAAUGGGUAUCUAACGGUUUCUUCAAAUGGAGGAUUGAAUCAAAUGCGAGCAGGAAUAUGUGAUAUGGUGGCCAUUGCAAGAUAUAUGAAUGUGACACUAAUUGUUCCUGAAUUGGAUAAUACCUCCUUUUGGAAUGACUAUAGCCAAUUUGCAGAUAUAUUUGAUGUUGAUUAUUUCAUCGAUUCUUUGAGAGAUGAAGUUCGGAUAUUGAGAGAACUGCCUCCUGAACAGAAGCACAAAGUGGAAUCACAGUCCCUCUAUUCCAUGCCACCCAUUAGUUGGUCUAAUAUGACAUAUUACUAUGAAGUGAUUAUCCCUCGGAUGAAAACAUAUGAGGUGGUACACUUCACAAAAUCAGAUGCAAGGCUUGCAAACAAUGGAAUCCCAGACGAAGUUCAGAAACUAAGAUGCCGUGCAAACUACCAUGCGUUGAGAUUUACUCCCCCAAUUGAGAAAUUGGCAAAGAAGAUCGUUGACAUUCUUAGGUCCAGAGGCCCUUUCUUAUCACUUCAUCUUCGAUAUGAAAUGGAUAUGAUUGCUUUCUCCGGUUGCAAUGAGGGUUGCACUCACGAAGAGAUUGAUGAACUAACCAAAAUGAGGUAUGCUUAUCCAUGGUGGAAAGAGAAGGAGAUAGAUUCAGAGAAGAAAAGGUUAGAUGGCCUGUGCCCUCUUACUCCUGAGGAAACAGCUCUAACACUUCGUGCAUUGGGCAUUGAUCGCAACAUUCAAGUUUAUAUUGCUGCUGGUGAUAUAUACAAAUAUGAGAAAAGAAUGGAAAUGCUCCACGACUCCUUCCCAAAUUUGGUGAAGAAGGAGACAUUAUUGGGAGCCUCCGAACUUGACCCUUUCCGGAACCAUUCAAACCGAAUGGCUGCAUUGGACUACUAUGUGUCAAUAGAAAGUGAUAUAUUUGUUCCAUCAUACAGAGGCAACAUGGCAAAACUCGUUGAAGGACACAGAAGGUAUUUGGGGUACAAGAAAACAAUUCUUUUAGACAAAAAAUCCCUGGUUGAGCUGAUAGACCUGUACAAGAAUGGAACAAUAGGGUGGAACGAGUUCUCCAAUUCAGUGAAGGAAGCACACGCAGACCGCGUUGGGGGCCCCACUUCAAGAUCUGUGGUCCCAGGCAAACCCAAGUUAGAGGACUAUUUCUACACAAACCCACAAGAGUGCAUUCAGCAAUAACCAUAUUCCCACCUUCUCAUUUGGGAUAAUUUUAUAUUAAUCGAUCAAAUUUAUAUUAUUUUUGUGUAUAUUUUUAUGUAUAUUUCAUGAAAUAAAUUUUUUUAUUUUUUAUCUUUUA
Messenger RNA from Arachis duranensis, 1888 nucleotides. RefSeq names its product rhamnogalacturonan I rhamnosyltransferase 1-like. The coding region runs from base 190 to 1770 and encodes 526 amino acids. Gene Ontology annotation, cellular component: cytoplasm. Lineage: Eukaryota; Viridiplantae; Streptophyta; Magnoliopsida; Fabales; Fabaceae. The record is from RefSeq and is a predicted model, not a curated record. The transcript has 8 exons.